AUGGAGCGCGAUACCUCAGCCCACGCUAAAGCCACUCCCAUGCCCAGCACACCUAUCGGUAGCAGCAAAUUGCUAGCUCGCACCGAGACCGCGCUGGCCGCCAAGAGCACAGGGACACCGAGCAGGUUGGCCGCCAAGCAGGCGCCUUCGUCCACAGAGACAGAACAAGGCACAGGUACUCUUGUCGCUGCCAACGCCGACCCGCCCGCACACCGUGCUGGCAGUCCCGAUGUGUCAGCCAUUACUGCGGUAAAGCUACCGCCUUACUACGCGAGCGACCCACAAGUCUGGUUCGGCGUGGUGGAAAGUUUGUUCCGGACUAGGAAUAUCAGCAGGCAGUCCACGAAAUUCCACCAUGUCAUCAGCAGUUUGAGCGCUGAUUUCGCCACUGAGGUACGCGACCUCAUCCUCAACCCGCCAGAGGAUGCACCGUUUGACCAGCUGAAAGCUCGCUUGAUACAGCGUACGCAGCUGAGUGAGCAGCGCCGCAUACGCCUGCUCCUCUCCGAAGAAGAAUUGGGUGACAGGAAGCCCACACAGCUGUUGCGGCGGAUGCAACAACUCCUGGACGACCACACAAUGGACGACGGACUGUUCCGCGAGUUGUUCAUCCAGCGGCUGCCAGAGAAAGCCCGCCUGAUCCUCGCGUCAAGCUCAGAGGCACUGCCCCUGGAGGAUCUGGCCACCAUGGCCGACCGGAUUUUGGCAGUUUCGCCCGAAGCGAACGCAAUCAUGGCUCUUCGUCCCGCCGCAGCAAGUAUGCCGGACAGUACUGUGGCACGCCUGGAGCGGCAAAUUGCUGAACUGACUGCAGCAGUGUCCGCCCUUGCUGAGCCUCGUUUCCGUGGUCGUUCUACAAGUAGGAGCAGCACACCUUCGCACUCCCGGUCCAGCACACCAACACGUGACGUGUGCUUUUAUCACCACCGAUUCGGCGAUCGUGCUCGCCAUUGCCGGAGCCCCUGCUCUUUCAAGCGGCAGGAAAACGCGCAGGCCAGCAAGUAG
This is a messenger RNA of Sycon ciliatum, 1005 nucleotides long. RefSeq lists its product as uncharacterized. Bases 1 to 1005 code for a protein of 334 amino acids. The transcript has a single exon. NCBI's taxonomy places the organism in Eukaryota, Metazoa, Porifera, Calcarea, Leucosolenida, Sycettidae. The record is from RefSeq and is a predicted model, not a curated record.